Molecule: messenger RNA, 1358 nt
Organism: Lolium rigidum
Lineage: Eukaryota; Viridiplantae; Streptophyta; Magnoliopsida; Poales; Poaceae
Product: mediator of RNA polymerase II transcription subunit 15a-like
Exons: 6
Coding region: 1-1026 (341 amino acids)
Biological process (GO): regulation of DNA-templated transcription
Molecular function (GO): transcription coactivator activity; chromatin DNA binding
Source: RefSeq, a predicted model, not a curated record
AUGCACGCCGAGUGGCGGCCCAUGCAAGGGUCCGACCCCGCCGCCGGAGGCGAUUGGCGCGCCCAGCUCCAGCCUGAGGAGCGCAGCAGGGCCGUCCAUAAGAUGAUGGAAACUCUGCAGAAGUGUCUGCCAGUGUCAGUGCCAGAGAGGCUGAACGAAUUUCUAGAAAUUGCUGUGCAAUUCGAAGAGAAUAUCUAUACCGCAGCGACCAACCAUUCUGACUAUCUUCGGAAGAUUUCUCGGAAAUUGCUCACUAUGGCUCCUGUAAAUGCGCAAGUGAUUUCAAACCAAAACAACCCGGUUCAAGCAUAUGCGGACUCUACUGCUCAAACAGGCCAUGCAGGUGGAGGUAAUUGGCAGGAGGAGAUAUAUCAAAUGAUUAAGAGGUUGAAGGGCCAAUACUUUGUAGAACUCAAUGAAUUGUUCAAUAAGGUCUCUGUGAAGCUACAGCAGAUUGACAGCCUCAUACCACCUCAAGAGCCAUCUGAGCAGUAUGAAUUAUUGAAGAGAUUUAAAAUAAUGUUGGACCGUAUAUUACAAGUUCUGCAAAUUAGUAAGAGUGCUAUCCAGCCUUCUAUUAGGCACAAAGUUCCGCAAUGCGAGGAACAGAUUAUCCGUAUCUUGACUUCACGAAGAAGGAAGCUAGUGCAACCACAAGCACCGCAACGGUUCCAGCCACCUGCAGGACAAGCUUCUAAUUUCAACAUUUCACAUCAACAACAUCCUUCCCAAAGUCUGUCGCAGCAUGAUAGUCAUACCAAUCUUCAAGCAAGUUUGUCAAGCACCGCACAGCAAAAUGGUUCAAACGUAGAGCGGCAGGCAGGCUAUGCUGUGGAGGCUGCUCAAGGAAGCAAUUUCAGUUCCUGGCAGUCUGGUUCAAUGGGUGGCACAUUACGACAGGGAAGCGCUGGGCUGAUGCAGGGUACGAUGAAUGUUCAACUGCAGACAGGCAGUAGUAGCAUGUUAUCUCACCUCUCAGGGCAGAGGGAACACAUGACCAAGCGGAAGUGGCGCGACACCCUUUGAUUUGGUUUUAGGAACAUGGUAGGAUUGUUUUGGCAAUUGUGUAUUGCUUGGAUUUAAUGUUGAGAAGGGGCUGGAUCCAUUGAGAAGUGCAUAAGAUUAGCUUUUAAAAAGAAGUUCAAGAUGCCCUAAUUCGGACUCCCCAUGCAACUGAUAUGGAUGGUGAAAGUGAGAGCUAUCUCAGCCAUCUGAAGCAGAAGUGUGGGGGACUUCAUUUCGAACUUCUGCACUCAAGAUGUUGUGAGAGAACCUGUACAAUGUAAGAACAGUGGAUUUGUUUCUUUCGGUGCUUGGUGGGAAAGUUUAAAUUCAUAUUUACUAUGUACCUUUUGUGA